UUAACAGUGAUAAACCCUACUGCUAUGACGAGGAGAAUGGCUGCCAUGUUUUCAUUGAGGACUAAUUUCCUUGGCGGCCCUUCUCCGCGGCUCAAGCCAACGAUUGCUACUACUGCUACAACGCUGAGCACUGUGAGAGCGCUUGCUUCUUCUUCCUCUUCUUCUCCUUCUCAAGCUUCCGGGAGCAACCAGCAUUUGAAACUGGGAUUCCUGGGACUUGGAAUCAUGGGCACAGCAAUGGCAAGAAAUCUCGUGAAAGCCGGCUACGAUGUCACCGUUUGGAACAGAUCUGCGAGUAAAUGCGAAGCUUUAGUGAGCGAAGGAGCAAGACGAGGUUCCACACCAAAGAAUGUCACCGAAAUGUGCGACGUCACGUUUGCGAUGCUUGCUGAUCCAGUUGCAGCACUCGAAGUUGCUCUCGGGAGUGAUGGCGCUCUUGGAGGGUUGGGCCCGGGGAAAGGAUAUGUUGAUGUAUCAACCGUCGAUGCCGGGACAACUAAAACUGUAUGCGAGGCAGUGAAAUCUUCAGGCUCUCUCUUCUUGGAGGCGCCAGUCUCGGGAUCCAAGAAGCCAGCCGAAGAAGGAAAACUUAUUUUUCUAGCUGCUGGAGACAAGGAGUUGUAUGAUACAGUAGUACCAAUGCUAGACGUGAUGGGCAAGUCGCGGUUUUACUUGGGAGCUCCGGGAAACGGAGCUGCAAUGAAAAUUGUUGUUAACAUGAUCAUGGGAAGCAUGAUGGCAAGCUUUGCCGAGGGUCUGAUGCUUGGAGACAAAGCUGGCCUUGAUCCUCAAACUAUACUAGAGGUUCUAUCCCAAGGUGCUAUCAACAAUCCAAUGUUCUCCCUAAAAGGUCCAACAAUGUUAGCAAGGAACUACACUCCAGCCUUUCCUUUAAAACACCAGCAAAAGGACUUGAGAUUGGCAUUGGACAUGUCUGAUAAGCUUUUGCAAAACAUCCCAAUUGCUGCCGCUGCAAAUGAAGUGUAUAAGGUUGCUAAAGGUAAUGGUUUGGGUGAUGAUGAUUUCUCUGCUGUCAUUGAGGCCUUUAGAAAUAAAUGAGAUUGUAUAUUUUUUAA
This is a messenger RNA of Selaginella moellendorffii, 1076 nucleotides long. Its product is annotated as glyoxylate/succinic semialdehyde reductase 2, chloroplastic. The transcript is spliced from 12 exons. Bases 25 to 1059 code for a protein of 344 amino acids. NCBI's taxonomy places the organism in Eukaryota, Viridiplantae, Streptophyta, Lycopodiopsida, Selaginellales, Selaginellaceae. Gene Ontology annotation, cellular component: chloroplast. Gene Ontology annotation, molecular function: NADP binding; NAD binding; glyoxylate reductase (NADPH) activity. The record is from RefSeq and is a predicted model, not a curated record.